AUGAACACUUGUUGUAUAGACCCAUUUCAUAUGAUGAUCGUAGCCAAGUACUUUGUUUCCAUUACGGAUUUUCUUUUCCUCCAACAAGUUUCCAAAAAAUACAACAAUUUUCUUUCAAAAUUUCAUUUUAACCCAAUUCCUCUAACAACCCACACUCGGCCCUUUUUCCCGAAUUUGGAGACAUUGCACAUCUAUUCAAAUAAUGAUAACCAAUUCGACUAUGAAAAAUUCUAUCAAAAAGUUGUUUGGUUUUCUGUUAAAAAGAGUCAAACUGUUAAACCCCACAGUGUGUUAUACAAAAAUGUUUCAUAUGAUGAAAAGGACAUAUUUUUAUACAACACUUCCACCAACAACAAGUGCGUUGUUCUCACAGACAUUUACGCAAAAGAUUUUGAUUUCAACAAACUAACAUACUUUAGAAACGAAAAAGACUUUGAGCCACUUAGUCAAAUAACAACUUUAAUUCUUCCGCCACAUCUCACUUCAUUGAAGUAUGUCGACCAUUCUGUCGCUUUUAAAAGUUUAUUGUACGUCACUUUCCCACUCACAUUAAAAGUCAUUGGUCGUUCGUUUUUCGAAAGUUGUUCGUCUCUUUUAUCACUGGACUUGCCUGCCACUUUGACUUCCAUAGAGAAUUACGCCUUUUCAUAUUGCACGUCAUUGCAAGACAUCACUUUUAGAGCUGAUUAUUUCCAACUGGGUCAAACUG
Entamoeba invadens IP1 is the source of this 709-nucleotide messenger RNA. RefSeq lists its product as hypothetical. The transcript has a single exon. The record is from RefSeq and is a predicted model, not a curated record. The annotation marks the transcript as partial. Lineage: Eukaryota; Evosea; Mastigamoebida; Endamoebidae.